Molecule: messenger RNA, 372 nt
Organism: Suillus bovinus
Lineage: Eukaryota; Fungi; Basidiomycota; Agaricomycetes; Boletales; Suillaceae
Exons: 4
Coding region: 90-320 (76 amino acids)
Source: RefSeq, a predicted model, not a curated record
CUCGCUGACAGAUAAAGUGAGUCUUCUGCACAGAUUCUACUAUCCCCCUCCAAUUAACCGUGGUUCCCUGUAGCAGUGGGUGCUGGAUUAUGUACGUCGUACAGAAUUGGACGGUUGUUUUGGUAUUUGCGAUGCUGUGGGUCAUCAUCAUCACUCAGUUGCAUGCCAUGUAUCAAGGAUCCAGAAAAAUCCUGAUCUUUCUCGUUGUCACCUUCCUGGCUGUCAACAUUUUCGACGGAGUGGUCACCGUAAUGAUGACGAUGCAUACUUUCAGGAGAGGAAUUUAUUCUCUCCGGCACUUAUCUGUGCCAGAUUACUAGCUAUGUCGAAGAUGUCUUACUUCUGAAUUCCAUUCCUUGGAUACUUGGAACU